This is a messenger RNA of Pocillopora verrucosa, 927 nucleotides long. RefSeq names its product melanocyte-stimulating hormone receptor-like. Gene Ontology annotation, biological process: G protein-coupled receptor signaling pathway. The record is from RefSeq and is a predicted model, not a curated record. Gene Ontology annotation, molecular function: G protein-coupled receptor activity. NCBI's taxonomy places the organism in Eukaryota, Metazoa, Cnidaria, Anthozoa, Scleractinia, Pocilloporidae. Gene Ontology annotation, cellular component: membrane.
AUGGCGACAAGAAAUUUAACAGAAGGUAGAGCACAAACGAAAACGUCUGAAGAAAUAGGAUGCUCUCCCUCUUCGGAAGGUGGAUUACAACAACAAUCAAUAUAUUUCUCAGCAGUCAACAUUCUUCUUUCCAUCACAGCACUUCUUGGGAAUUCUCUCAUCCUUGUUGCCCUUCGAAAGGUAUCUUCCCUUCAUCCGACGUCUAAACUCUUGUAUCGUUGUUUGGCAACAACUGAUCUGUUGGUUGGUCUUGUUAGCCAGCCUCUCUAUGCAACGUAUUGGAUGUCCGUAGUUUACGAACACUGGAACCUCUGUCCAUAUAUAAGGGAUGCUGCUUUCAUAACAAGCUACGGCUUAUGUGGGGUGUCUUUGUCGACUGUAACGGCUAUAAGCGUGGACAGGCUUCUCGUGCUGUUGUUGGGGCUAAAAUACCAACAAACUGUCACUUUGAAGCGCACACGUAUCGUUUUAGCUACCUUUUGGGUUAUAUCUAAUGUUGCUGCUUCAUAUUACAUUUUAGAUGGCCGCAUAACAUUUUGGUAUGGCCGCAUCUUUCUUCCAUCUUACAUUGUAAUCUCAUUCGUGUCGUACACAAAGAUUUUCCGCGCUCUCAGUCAUCGUCAGGUUCAAGUACAAGAUCAUGUUCUACAACAGCCGAGCCAACCAAGCGCACUAAACACAGCGCGAUAUAAAAAGGCAGUGUACAGUGCGUUGUGGGUGCAAUUAGCAUUAGUUGCUUGCUAUGUACCAUAUGGCAUAAUGGAAAUUUUGAUCGGUUAUGCACGGCAUUUAGUCGUUGUAUGGGGAACAGCAACUGUCUUAGUUUAUUUUAACUCGACGCUAAAUCCAUUUCUUUACUGCUGGAUGAUUAAUGAAGUAAGACGAGCAGUGAAGCAGACAAUCAGACAAACACUUUGCUCUCAAUGA